Molecule: messenger RNA, 519 nt
Organism: Vicia faba (fava bean)
Lineage: Eukaryota; Viridiplantae; Streptophyta; Magnoliopsida; Fabales; Fabaceae
Source: the annotation of a GenBank genome assembly
AUGCCACUGGCGGAGCCAGCGUCCGGCCAGCUAGGGCAGCUGCCCAGGCUCCGUCUACAAUCUCCAACAUCCGAUUUCCGCCCGACAUUCGACGUUCUCGACACCGAUUGCGAUGGUAAAAUAAGCCGCGAGGAUCUCCGUUCAUUCUACGCCACCAACAGCGGCAUCAGAGUUAGCGGCGGUGAUGACGCAAUCGACGUGAUGAUGUCGGUGGCGGACACGAACAUGAGCGGGUUCGUGGAGUACGAGGAAUUCGAGAAGGUUGUUAGCGGUAGCGAUGAAAAGAGACCGUUAGGGUGUGGAGCCAUGGAAGAUGUGUUCAAGGUGAUGGACAGAGACGGUGACGGUAAAGUUGGUUAUCAAGAUUUGAAGAACUAUAUGGCUUUGGCUGGGUUUGAGGCAAGAAAUGAAGAUAUUAACGCUAUGAUUAGACUUGGCGGUGGUGAUGUUAACGGAGGCGUUAGCUUCGAUGGUUUGAUUCGUAUAUUAGCUUUUGAUCAUUUUGCUCCAAAUAAUUAA